This is a messenger RNA of Pollicipes pollicipes, 11366 nucleotides long. Its product is annotated as vacuolar protein sorting-associated protein 13A. Gene Ontology annotation, biological process: protein targeting to vacuole; protein retention in Golgi apparatus. NCBI's taxonomy places the organism in Eukaryota, Metazoa, Arthropoda, Thecostraca, Pollicipedomorpha, Pollicipedidae. The record is from RefSeq and is a predicted model, not a curated record.
ACCUUGUCACCAAGCUGGCGGCUUGCAGCAUGUCCUGAACGACCUACCGUGACCUUCGGCGCAUGUCACCAUGUUCGAGGGCGUGGUGUCGUACUUGCUCAACAAGUACCUGAGCAAGUACAUCGAUAACCUGGACACGGACAGCCUGAACAUCAGCGUCUGGAGUGGAAAUGUCGAGCUCAAGGAUCUCGAGCUCAAGCCAGAGGCCCUGGCCGGCCUGGAGCUGCCGGUGGCCGUUACGCGCGGCUCUGUGGGCCGCAUCGCUCUGGCCGUGCCCUGGACCAGCCUGUGGAGCAGCCCGCUGGUGGUGACCGUCGAGGGCGUACUGGUGCUGGCUGGCCCGGUGGCGGCGCGACCCUACGAUGCUCAGCUCGAGCGACGACUGGCACGCGCCGCUAAACGCGCGAUCAUCGCCCGGCUCGAGCGCGACGACGCCAUACCAGCCGGUGACCAGCCGCCAGGCUUCUUCGGGCGUCUGGUGGCGGCCAUCCUGAAGAACGUGCAGGUGUUCGUCAACAACAUCCACGUGCGGUACGAGGACGCCAUCUCCAGCCCCGGCUGUCCACUGGCUGGCGGCGUCUGCAUGCAGAGCAUCUCCGCCGAGACCACCAACAGCAAAUGGAAGCCGGCGCAGGCGGCCGCCGACGCCACCAGCAUCUUCAAGCUGGUGCGGCUGGAGUCGCUGUCAGCCUACUGGAACGCCUACUGCGAGCAGCCGCCGCUCGACUCGGAGGAGCUGGCCGCCGACUGGAGAGAGAUGAUGGCCGACACGCUCAACACGUUCGCCCUCAACGACGAGCGGCUGGACUUCUUGGUGAAGCCGCUGUCGGCCAAGCUGAAGGUGAUCCUGAACCUGUCGCCGGAGCAGCUGGUGCCCCGCCUGCUGGCCGAUCUCGUGCUGCAAGACACGAGCGUGCAGCUCUCUCGGCAGCAGUACCUCAGCCUCAUCAACGUCACAGAGAACUUCAGCCGCAUGAAGGUCAACAGCCGAUAUCGCAAGUAUAAACCACCGGUAGAGCUUCACGGAAACGCUUCCAAAUGGUGGAAAUAUGCGAUGACCAGCGUGCUGGAGGAGCUCAUCCGUCCAUAUUCCUGGCAGAGGAUCGAAGCACACAGGAACAAGUACCGCGAGUAUCGUGCGCUGUACCUGACCUUCUUGGAGGGGCCGACCCGGGAGGUGGAGCUGCUGGAGCCGCUGGCGCAGCUGGAGGACGGCCUCGAUGCCACCGGCAUCCUCCUGGCCAGGGAGGAGGCCAAGAUGGAGCUGGCGCGGCGCCAGUCGGCGACCGAGUCGGCCGGGCUCGACGAGACGGGCGGCUGGUGGGGCUGGCUGACCGGUGGCGCCUCUGGUGACGACGGCGCCACUCAGCCGGCUUCGGCACGCGGCUGGACCGUCUGGAGUCAGCUGACGCCCAAGGAGAAGAAGCAGCUCUACGAGAGCAUUGGCAUGCGAGAUGAGGACGAGGCCGAAGACACGACCGACCUGCCUACCAACUACAUCAGGCACAAGCUGAACGUGACGCUGGCCAACCUGACAGCGGCGCUGCUGGCGCGUAACAGCGAGGUGCUGGUGGCGUCGGCUAGCCAGCUAGUCAGCUCGGCGGAGACGCGACCGGCCCAGCGCUCCGUCCGGCUCUCGGCCAGCACCCAGAGUCUGCUGGUGGAGGGCACCAGUCUGGAGCGGGACCUCGUGCCUGUGGUGUCUCUGGCUGAUGUGCACGAGAGUGACCACCAGCCAAUGUUUUCGCUCGACUUCGAAGUGAACCCACCGGCUGCCGACUUUGGCCUGACUGUGAAGGUGUCGCCUGUGGAAGUGGUCUACUCUGAGCACGCCGUCUCGGAGGUGCUGAGUUUCGUGCAGACACCACAGCUGACGCUGAGCGCGGCCGCCCAGCUGGCGCGCGGACAGCUUAGCCGACUGACCGAGGCUGGCAGGGCGGCCCUGCACGAGGCCAUCUCGCGCCGACGCACCCUCCAGCUGAACCUGGACCUGGCCAGCCCCUACCUGGUGGUUCCCGAGACCGGCACGCUGCAGAGUGGUGGUAACCUACUGGUGGCUGACCUGGGUCGGCUGGUGGUCACCUCCGAGCUGCAGCCGCCGCUGGACCUGGCCGUCCUGGCCGAAAUGAGUCGCGCAGAGCUGGAGGAGGCCGUUUAUGAUCGCUACCGCUUCCUGCUCACCGACCUCCAGCUGCUGUUCGCCGACUCGGGCGACGAGUGGCGCUCGAACCUGCGACGGCCCACCUCCGAGAACCACCUGCUGCCCAAGGUGCAGGCCGAGAUGGUGUUCUCCAACUCGGUGCAGCAGAGCUACACGCUGGUGCCAAGACACAAACUGGACAUCACGAUGAGCGCGUGCCGACUCCACCUGUCGGACCGCCGGAUCCGCCGGCUGGUGGACUUCUCGGAGCGACUGCCGGUGCCGCGGCCGCUCCAGUACCGCGACACGGUGGACGCCAUGCCCAGACGAGACCACCUCUGUUUGAAGGAGUGUCAGAUGGAGCCAGACACAGGCGAGCUGCGCCGUAUUCGCCGGCACCUGCGCCGCAACGUGCGCCGCGCUGCCACCGCCGCGGACACACCGGACAGCGCGGCGGCGCCGGACAACGCAUCUGUCGACUCUACCCCGCUGUCGUCGACGGGCGCUGAGGUGCAGAGAAUCAUGCAGCACGAGGUGACGGAGUCGGAGCCGGGCAACAGUGACCAGUGGGCACGAGCCGUUGACCAGCCUGGCUUCCAGGACAACGUGUCGGCGCACAACACGCUCAGCGUGAUGCUGCGCCUGCAGAUCCCAGAGGUGACGGUGCACCUGGACCGGUCCGGUGACGCGGCCGACCGGCCCUACCUGAUGCUGGUGGUGAGCACGCUGGUGGCCGAGCUGGCGCAGAUGACGUACGGCCCGGCCGCUCAGCUCACGCUGUCCGGUUUGCGGCUGGUCGACAAGCUGCACGCCACAAAUGGCGGCGAGUAUCUGGAGCUGAUCAGCACGGCGGACCAGAAGCAGCUGGUCACGGUGCUGUACAGAAAGGUGAGCCCGAGCUGCCCAGAGUUCAGUACAGUCUUCCACAGCGUCGAACAGAGCCUAGUCAUGGACAUCGACACAGUCAACAUGCUGUUCCAUCGUGGCGCCGUGCUCACCCUGGUCAAGUUCCUUCAGUACGCCGGCGAGCGGCUGGCCACCAAGGGCCUACCGGCGACGGCGCCGGCGCUGUCGCCAGCUCUGCUGGCUGCGCCGAUGGCCGACGGUCCGCCGACACCGGCCGGAGCCACCCGCUUCAGCGGCUCGGUUCGGCUCCAGGAGGUGGUCGGGCGGCUGUGCGACACCGAUUCCGACUUUGUGGAGGUCAAGCUGACAGGAGCGGAGAUCGAUGGACAGCUGAAAGCCAAUGACAAGAUGAUAUUCAAAGCUUCUUUAGCCGAAUUUGCCAUGGAAGAUAUUUCAGAAACCACCCUGUACUCUAAGAUCGUCUCGAUGGAGGACGAAAAGCUACUGGAGCUGGGCGUGGCGCUGUUGUCGGGCGGCCGGUCGCCGUUGGAGCUGACUGAGCCGACCCGGCCUCAGGGCUCCGUCCGGCUCCGCGUCGGUCGCCUGCACGUUCUCCUGCUGCACAAGAUCGUGGCUGAAAUGCAGAGUUUCCUGGCGCCGUUCGUGGUGCCCGAGCUGGGCGGCUGGGCGGCGCGCGAGGCCGAGCGCCGCCUGGCGGACGGCGUGGCCGGCGCCCAGCGGCAGGCGCCCACCCUCAGCCUGGACGUGCAGCUGCACGCGCCGCUGCUGGUCAUCCCUGGACACUCGCGCUCUAGAGAGGCACUGCUGGUCAACCUCGGCGACCUGACGGUGGAGAACCUGAUCAAGCUGAAGGAGAAGCCGUCCCGUCACGUCAUCGACAACAUCAUGGUCCGGCUGGGCGACGUGCAGAUCAGCCGUGCCGCCCUCACCAUGAGCGGCGACCUGGAGGUGCUGGACCCGAUCAUGGCGCCGGCCGGGCUGCGCGUGGACGUGCAGCGAGUCGUGUUGCCGGCGCCAUCUGGUGUGCUGCCACUCGGCAUCUCCGCCAGCCUGGACACACUGCAUCUGGACGUGGCCCAGAGCGACGUCACCCUCGUCUACACAGUGCUGACGGAGAACCUGGCCGAGGGACAGUUCGCCGAUGAGAGCUGGCGUACGUUCUCUCCGGAGCUGGCGAUGGUCCAGCUGCCGCCGGGCGUGGACGAGAUGGUGGGCCAGCGGCUGCAGGCCUUCCUCUCCGGCGAGGCGCGGCCCGAGGCCAUCGUCUCUGUCGCGCUGGACGGCGCUGUCGUCACUCUGUACGACGACGGCGGACAGAUGGCCGGCUCGAGCUCGCCCACCCGAGACGAGGCACACGCGCUGCUGCGCUGCGAGGUGGGCGAGGCGCGCGCCGAGCUCGACCAGUACUCGGAUCACUCCAUGUCGGCGCGGGUGACCCUGCAGCAGCUGACGCUGGCCGACGCUCGUCCCGAGAGUCCGGCCGUCGUCAAGCGGCUGCUGGAGCCGGCCACCGUCAAGGACGGCGCGCUGCUGGAAGUGACGCUGGAGCGCUCCGCCGCUGGCGACCACGCGGUGCGCGCGCUGCUCGAGAGCACGCGGGUCACGCUCUCCGUACCGUACAUGGCGCUCAUCCACUGCUUCUUCAGCGACGCCUGUCCCCACGCGCCGGCUGCCGCCGCCGCUGAGGCGCAUGCUCCCGCCUGGACCAGCAAGCUCCAUCAAAUCCAUUCGGAAACUCCGACCUCAUCUGGCAGCACCAGUGGAUACCUUUCGGCUGCCAGGUCGGCUGUCCACGAAGAAGAAAAUGGUCUCACGGUGACUGCUCAGCUGCGGACGCCCGAGCUGGUGCUGCUGGUCGACCCGACCGAGGUCACUGGACGCCGGCUGGUGACCCGGGCCGAGGUGGCGCUCAACUACGUGCGGGCGACCGGCCAGCCACCCAGCGGCUCGCUGUCGCUGGCAGAUCUGCAGCUCUGCCAGACCCGGCGGGGCGCUCCGCGGCGGACGGAGCGGGUCGUCCUCGAGCCCUGCGACCUCUCCAUGACCUACGUGGGGCCGGAAGGCGACACGGGCGUUGCCAUGGCGAUAGCUCUGAACGAGCUCAACGUCCGACUAGUGGAGUCAGUGGUCCGCACCAUCUCGCAGGUGGUCGCGGACGUGCGACUGAGCAUGGACCGGCUGCAGGGCAGCCAGCGACCCGCCUCGGCCGAGGCCGACAGUCUGCCUUCCAGCCCCACUAUUGAAAACAUCUGGCUGCCCAGGGCGCUAGAGAAGCCCCCGCCGCUGGAGGAGCCCGGGGAGCACAUCUGCGCAAGGCCGGUGUUCCCCACCAACAAACCAUCCGAAUCUCUGGAGAUUCGCACACCGGAGAUAUCGGUGGUGUUUGAGCGCGAGGAGGACGACCAGAGGUUCCCCGUCGUGGCCAUCCACUCGGCGCUGGAGCUGUCCCUGUGCGACUGGAGCCAGAUGGCCUACCUGAAAGGGGAGCUGCACCUGCAGAUGUCCUGCUUCAGUGACGACAUCGGCGCCUGGGAACCCAUCCUAGAGCCGGUGCUGCGGGCGGAGGAGGACUACCGACCGUACGAGGUCCUGUUCAAGGUGUUCCGGAGCGGCGCACACCCAAUCUCGUGCGGCGCCUCCCUGCCGGAGGACCAGCCGGAUCGCGGCGGCCCGUUGGCGCCGCCGUCGGCCGGCUCGGCCACCACAAGUACCGUCGACACGGACGAGGAGCAGGCGCACAGGAUGCGCCGCAUCAAGACGCCGCGCAAGUACACACGACGGAAACGCCGAUCCAAAGCGUCCAGUCACAUCGUAGGUAGCAUGAUGACCACCGACUCCGACUCGGACGACGGCUUCAUGGAGAAGAUCGCUACUGCCUUCGGCCACCUCUUCUCCAGUGACAACGAGGAGGGCGUAGAGGACGGAGAGGAGGCGGAGGAGAGUGAGGCAGAGCCGCCCGCUGCUGACCCCAGGCCACCGGGUCAGACCGGCCAGGACAUGCCGGACGGCCCGGAGGUGAUGGUGACGGCGUCAGUGGCACCGCCCGCCCAGCUGGCCACCUAUGUGCUGAUCGAGUCACGUGACCCGAUGGAUGUCACGCUAACGCCCCAGGCAGUUAACGUCACGCGGGAGGUGGUGUCGUGGGUGACGGACGAACGGACCCGGGGGCCGGAGCCGCACCAGCAAUCCUCCAAAAGGGGCCUCAGCGUCGACAACCGGCUGGGAGACGACUUCAAGGUCGUCGUGCUGGGCAGGGCGGAGAAGCUGGGCGCCGAGAAGGUGCUGGCGGAGUGUAUUUACGGCUACCAGGACGUCGUUCCCGGCUCUCCAGUACCGACCAGUCCCACCCAAGCGCUGAACCAGUGUCACAAGAGACUGAGUGCGGGCAGUGGCGGCAGCAAAGUGGAGGAGUUCAUCGGCACCGUCCUAACGGCGGUCACCACGCCGCUACGGUUUGACGAGAGGACGCUGCCCGAGCUCUAUCAUCUGGCCAUCCGACAGAAGAUCAGAAUAGAGGCGCCGGACUUCGAGCCGGCGCUGGCGCUGCUGCCGUCACGCUCGCUGCGCCGCCUGGUGUCGCUGCGGCGCCGCGCGGGCGACAAGGUGACGCCUUACCAGGCCGUGCUGGAGACGACGGCGCGCGGCGAGCACCGCGCUGUCCGGCUCACCUCACCGCUCCAGGUGAUAAACGGCCUAUCGGCGCCCGUGUUGCUGCUGUACCACGAGGCAGAGCUGGCGGGCGCGCUGCAGGUCUCGCCUGCCGCCGAGGCGGCCAACCCGUUCGGCUCGCUACGUCAGGUAGCCGUGCUGAAGCCGGGCGAGGCGGCGGCUGUACCGCUAUUGGUGGCCUACCACUGCCGCCUGCUGGUGCAGCCCGUCGGCACCAGGCACGACGUGAGCAACGAGGCAAUCUGGUGGAAGGAGAUGGUCAAGAAGCCGGGACCGCACUUCAUCCGCUGUGACCCCAGCUCCGGUCACGGCUACAAGGUGGUCGCCCAGGUGACAGUGGCGCGCGAGCCGCCGGACAGCCUGGCGGCCGGCUCGGAGGCGGCCGACGAGCGCGGCAUGCCGGUCAUGACGGUGCGUUUGCAGCCGGCCGUUAUCGUGCACAACAACCUGCCGACGGCCGCGCUGGUGGGCGAGUACGGCGUGCCGGCCGGCGGCACCCUGCGGCUCACCUCGCUCGACCCCGCCACCAAGCAGGACGUCGCCGUACAGCUGGCUGGGUAUCGUGGCUCGCGCUGGUCAGGCCGUCUGGAGCUGUCUGCUGAGCUGCGCACCGGCGCCACCAUAACGGUCGCCGCCGACCGGUCAGACCCAUCUAGCGACAACGCCGGGAAGCUGACGUUAGAACUGCGUCGCCCGGAGCCGACCGUCAUGGAGCUGUACCUGGGCGUGCCGUACUGGCUGGUGAACAAGACCGGCCUACCGCUCAGGGUCAAGUGUUCGUCGUGCUCGUCUGCGCUGGAGUCGGUGCCGUCGGAGGAGCCAGUGCUGUUCCGGCCGCGCGGUUCCUCCAAGCUGCGCCUCAGCGUGCAGCAGUCGCCAUGGAGCCCGCCGUUCAGCGUCAGCGCUGUGGAGACGGCCGGUCUUGUGGUCUGCCGCGACAAGGAGCGACACAAACGCUACAGAGUGUUGAUGUCCGUGUCGCUGUCGCACCUUCUGCCGACCAAGAUCAUCACGUUCAAGCCGUACUUCAUGCUGCAGAACAACAGCCGCCACCAGCUGAUGUACAUGGAAGAGGACGAAUCGGCCGACCUCUGGCUGGACAUGGCCCCACGCCAGGUGUCUGCGUUCUGGCCGGCCACCAACAGCCUCCGUCUGAGUAUCAAGUACCGCGACUCGCGUGUAACGUCACAAUGGUUCUCCAUCAUCACGCAGCACCAGACCACCCUGCGCAUGGCGGGCGGCUCGGCGCUGGUGGUGGAGGUGACCGGCGGUGUGGAGAGCCCGUUCCUGGUCAGCUUCGAGCCGUACUCGGCCGGCGACGCUCCCGUCCGACUGGAGAACCUCUGCGACGAUCUCUUCCUCAAGUUCCACCAGAAGUCGUCCGGGCAGGUAAUGCUGCUGGGCCCUUACCAGUCGAUGCUGUACACGUGGGAUGACCCGACGGCUGAGCGCCAGCUGCUGUGGAACGCCUACAACAGCAAGGCUGUCGACAUGGCCGCUGUGAUCGAGAAGGACGGAUUCGGCGAGGCGCCGCUGACCCUGCACACAGUGAAGGAGAGCCGACUGGCACGGCUUUCCUCCAGACUGCGCCGCUCGCUCAACAGCACGCCCCGCGCCUCGGUGGGCGGCGGCAGCAGCACCGACGACAGCGACACAGAGACCGGCGAGCAGGCGUCAGAGGUGGCCCACAGACAGAUGCUGCGUCCCCGCACGCGCCGGGACCGCACCACCGUCUUCUGGGUGAGCUACAUGGUCGGCGCGCAGCGGGCGCUACUCUUUACCCAGGAUGAGCGGCAGGCGGUGCGCGUGCGCCAGCGUGUCGACGGCGAGCGCGCACGACUCGAGCUGUUCCUCUCGCUGCGCGCCGCUGGACUGUCGCUGGUGACGGCCGGACGCCAGGAGCUGCUGUACGCCAGCAUGCGCUCGGCGCCGGCUGCCUGGCACGUGUGCGUCCAUGACAACUGGAAGCCGCUCAACCUGGAAAUGAGUGCCUGGAUCGAGGACAAACACAACAACGACAUCGCCAGGGCCAACAUGAAGGAGUACAUCGAGGUGGACCUGGCCAAAAUGCAGAUGACGCGGCCGUUCUACGGCCGGCUGCGGCGCACGCAGCGGCCCGCCAUCUGGGUCCACUACCGCCGCUCCGCCACGCUGCGCUAUGUCCACUUCCGGCUGCACCGGCCGCAGAUCGACUGCCAGAUCCCGGGGUCUGUGUUCCCGGUGGUGCUGCACCGGGUGGCGCCGCCGUGGCGCGUGGCCGAGAAGCACGGCGUUGCGCCGUUCUUGGAGGCGUGCGCCCUGGUCAGGGACGGCUCGGAGGAGGUGCCACUCAACCUCAGGCACUUGAAGAUCCUGGUGCAGGAGUUCUCUCUGGAACUCGACAAGGGCCUGCUGGUGUCGAUGUUCGACCUGGUGGUGCCGCUGUUGCCGCCGCCCCCGACCAGCCAGAUUGGACUGGUCCAGGACCUUUCGGCCGCCCACCAGCCGCUGGUCCCAACCAAGUCGCCGUCGCUGACGCGUCUGGAGCGGGCCAUCAUUGAGUUCGUGCACCUGUCGCCGCUUAAGUUGUCGUUUUCGUUCUCGCCGCGGGGGGCGCCGCUGGUGGGUGGGCCGCCACCUGACCAGGCCGCCUGGAAGCGGGACCUGCUCGGCUUCCUGGCUGAGAGCGUCGGCGCCCCGGUCACCGAGGUCACCGAGGCGGAGCUCAAGCUAGGCUACUUCGAGCGUCGUGGCAUCUCCCUCUCCCCGGCGGACCUCCUCUCGGAGGUGAAGAACCACUACAAGUACCAGCUGCUGCAGGAGGUGUACGUCCUGAUCCUGGGGCUAGAUGUUCUGGGAAAUCCGUACGGACUGAUCAAGGACUUUGCCCAAGGCGUAUCAGACUUCUUCUACGAGCCCUACCUGGGUGCCAUGUCCGGUCCGGAGGAGUUCGCCGAAGGCGUGGCGCGUGGCGCUCAGAGCCUGUUCGGUCACGUGGUGGGCGGCGCCGCCACCUCCGUUUCUCUGCUGACAGAGUCGCUCGGCAACAUGCUCUCCGUGCUCAGCUUCGACGAGGACUACAAACGGAAACGGAGGAUCUGGAUGAACCAGCGAGCUGGCCUGCCGGAAGCUCUGCUGGUGGCUGGCAGGACCUUCGUCAUGGGCAUCGUUCUGGGCCUGGCCGGGCUCGUCAUGCACCCGUACAGAGGUAGUCGUGACGGCGGCGUGGAGGGCUUCUUCUGCGGCGUGGGCCGUGGCCUGCUGGGCCUGCUGACCAAGCCGGCCGGCGGCGUGCUGGACAUGGUGGCUAUGGCCAUGGACGGCGUGUCGCGCGCCGUCGAGCUCGGCGAGCAGGUCAUCCGAGCCAGGCUGCCGCGCCACGUCAACCCCUACACGGGCGUGCGGCCGUUCUCCCCGUACGCGGCGCGCGGUCAGUACCUGUUGGGCUCGGUGUGCGAAGGUCGGCUGGCCAGGACGGAUGUAUACCUGGCCCACGCGGCGCUCAGCGCCUCCGACAGGAGCGACAUCUGCCUGGUCACGGACCGACACGUUCUGCUGCUGCAGUCGAACCGACUGUGGGCCGGCUGGGACCUGGACUGGUCGGUGGAGGUGGCUGAACUGGACGGCGUGCCGCGCGUCGAGGACAACAAGCUCGUGCUCAAGCUCAGGAAGAGUGACGGCCAUGACUGGUUCCGGGUGGAGCGACGCGAGCUAGAGUCCGAGGACAUCGAGCUGCUCCAGUGGCUGCAGAACAAGAUCGAGCGCGCGCUAGUGCUCGGCAUGUGGUAGCUCACUGGCGGUCCACCGCGCCGGAAGCAAGUCUGUCACCAUCCCGCGGGUAAUCGGGUUCUGUCCUCUUGUAUGCCUUCUCUUCUGCGCCUCGCACACGCUCCUGUCCCCUCGACAUGAUGUCAAUAUCCUUCCAGGUUUUUCUCGUUUGCCUGUUUGGGCCAGUGAUGAACAUCGCAUAGCGGUAUCACGGACUGAGCAUGCGACGAAAUCACAGACGUUUGUGGUAUGGCCAGCGAGCGAGUCGGGUGUUCUGGACGAGCCCGUCGUUGGCCGGAUCAGCCGUGCGGUCUCCAUGCCGGCCUGUGUGAUCUCUGAGGGGCGUUUCGCGGCCUCCGGUACGGCCCAUCCGGCGUGAACCGCAGUGUCGAGCGCGCUGGGUCUAUGGUCGAAGUUACCUAGCACCGGAUUUGGAGUCCGAAAUCAUCGGAACGCUGAAGUAGAAAGGGAGGGCUGGCACGAAUGUUGUGUCGGCAGACGGGACAUGAUAAUAAGCGGCCCUCUCACUGACGCUCUUGAUAUCGUCAGAGGGCGUCUGUGACGUCAUGCCGUGGUCAGGCAGAGUGGUGCAGCCGGUAGGCUGUUUGUGCUGCAUCGGCAGUGUUUAUGCGUACAGACGUUUGUCAUAUGAUACCGGUUUAUUGGGGACAUUUAUCUGGGAGUCUAUUUUUGCGGCGUCUUCGCCUUUCGUCGGAAUGCUUGUGGAUGCGUUAUCAUUGUGUUUCCGAUUUGUCUUCGCGAAGGGUAUGCUACUUUGUUCUCUCGGAAAAGCAGUGGGCCAUGUAUUGGACAGGUUUUACACCGUUUGCGAGCCAUUUGUCGGCGUGAAGUUCGCGGCUGAACUCCCGGGCUAAGUGUGUAUUCUAUACCUUGCUGAUCGGAUGCGAGGCUUCAUCGCAGUAAUGCUGUGUGGGGGGGGGGG